Charadrius vociferus (killdeer) is the source of this 686-nucleotide messenger RNA. RefSeq names its product alanine aminotransferase 2-like. Gene Ontology annotation, molecular function: pyridoxal phosphate binding; L-alanine:2-oxoglutarate transaminase activity. The annotation marks the transcript as partial. The transcript is spliced from 6 exons. The record is from RefSeq and is a predicted model, not a curated record. NCBI's taxonomy places the organism in Eukaryota, Metazoa, Chordata, Aves, Charadriiformes, Charadriidae. Gene Ontology annotation, biological process: biosynthetic process.
GUGCCUACAGCGCCAGUCCCGGCAUCGAACUGGUACGGGAGGACGUGGCGCGGUUCCUUCAGCGUCGCGACGGCGGAAUCGUCGCCAAACCCGGGAACAUCUUCCUCUCCACCGGCGCCAGCGAUGCCAUCGUGAGCAUCCUGAAGCUGUUGGUGUCCGGUUCGGGGGAGUCGCGCACGGGAGUGCUCAUCCCCAUCCCGCAGUACCCCCUCUACUCCGCCGCCAUCGCCGAACUCAGCGCCGUUCAGCUCAACUAUUAUCUGGACGAGGAGAACUGUUUGGCCGAGUUGCGGCGGGCGCUGGUCGAGGGACGUCGACACUGCUGUCCCCGCGUCCUCUGCAUCAUCAAUCCCGGCAACCCCACCGGACAGGUCCAGAGUCGGCAGUGCAUCGAAGACGUCAUCAAGUUCGCCUUCGAGGAGAAGCUCUUCCUCAUGGCCGAUGAGGUGUACCAGGACAACAUCUACGCCGAGGGCUCGGCUUUCCACUCCUUCAAGAAGGUCCUGUUCGAGAUGGGGCCGCCCUACUCGGAGGUGGUGGAGCUGGCCUCCUUCCACUCCGUCUCCAAGGGCUUCAUGGGCGAGUGCGGGUUCCGUAGUGGAUACGUGGAGGUGGUGAACAUGGACCCGGAGGUGCAGCAACAGUUGUCCAAACUGGUGUCGGUGCGGCUCUGCUUUGCUGGUUGA